This is a messenger RNA of Parnassius mnemosyne (clouded apollo), 663 nucleotides long. Lineage: Eukaryota; Metazoa; Arthropoda; Insecta; Lepidoptera; Papilionidae. The record is from the annotation of a GenBank genome assembly.
AUGGCUGUAAAGACAAAAUUAUUGAAAGCUUUGAUACUUGGGGCUCCAGCAUCCGGAAAAGGGACUAUAUCGUCUCGCAUUGUAAAGAAAUACAAUGUCGAACAUUUGUCUAGUGGCGACAAAUUAAGAGAUCAUAUAGAAAAACAAAGCGACCUUGGUAAACAGGUAAAACAAUAUUUGAAUGAAGGGAAACUGGUGCCCGAUGAUGUUAUAAUUAAUUUUAUGGUAACCGAAUUGAAGAAGAUCAAUCAUAAACCUUGGUUAUUGGAUGGAUUCCCUAGAACAGUGACACAAGCAAUAGCGUUAUGGAAAGUACAGCCAGUAAAUGUAGUUUUAAAUUUGGUAGUGCCAUAUGAAGUUAUAAUAGAGCGAGUAAAGAAUCGUUGGGUGCAUUUGCCUUCAGGAAGAGUAUACAAUAUUGGUUUUAAUACACCUAAAAUUAUAGGGAAAGAUGAUAUAACAGGUGAGGAGUUAAUCCAACGACCAGAUGACAAACCUGAAGCUGUUCAAAAGCGAUUAGAAAUAUAUAAGAGUGUAACCCAACCUGUUAUUGAUUUUUAUGCUGGUAAAGGUAUAUUAAAAAAUUUUGAAGGCCACACAUCUGAUGAAAUAUGGCCUAAGGUGACUUCAUAUUUGGAUCCUUUAUUUAAAGUCAAUAAUUAG